This is a messenger RNA of Cinara cedri, 11567 nucleotides long. The record is from the annotation of a GenBank genome assembly. NCBI's taxonomy places the organism in Eukaryota, Metazoa, Arthropoda, Insecta, Hemiptera, Aphididae.
CUACAAUUACCAAGAAAUUAACUAUUUUUUUUUUUUAAAUUUACUUUAAAUUUUUAAGUUAACAAAUUAUUGUUAACUCAGGUGUAUUCAGUAUUGACUUCUAUCACUUGUAUUGGAUUUUUGUAACUUGUAAUAAUUUACACAGUCACUAAAAAUGUCUUCUCGUACAUUUGAAUGGAACUGGUCAGUAUUAUAAUUUGUUAUGUAAUUACCUAUACAAAAUCAUAAAUAUUGUUUGUAUCCUUAAUUCAAAUAAAAUAUAAGUAGCUAUAUUCACAAUCUUUGACACUGGUUUUACAAUUUAUAAAUGAUUAUGCUGCAAAUAUUGAUUAUCCUGUAUUCCUGCUUUAGCAAUCAUUUUAAAUUAUUAAUUUCGAUUAGAUAACUAAAUAAUAAUGAUUCAAUAAUAUUUUACUUAUAUAAAUUCGGUACUUUAUUUUUAUUUCUAUCAAAUCUCUAUUGUAUUAUUAUAUUCAAUAACAUUAGACUAAAAAUAUGAUUGAAUCAUAUUAGAUACCUAUAUAAUUUAUAUGUAAUAAAAAAAAAAACCUACUUAUUAUCUUACAAACUAAACCAAUACAACGAAAAUUAUAUUUUUUUUUUUAAUCAUCAAAAAGAUUGUUAUAAAACAUACAAGUAAUAAUUAAUUUGGACUUUGGAUAAUAGGUAUAUAAGAUUUUAUCCACAGAUAAAAGAGUUACAUAUCCUUAUAUAAUAUGCAGUAUUAUUAUCUAAGUAAAUAUCUGUGGUUUUUUUAAAUUAAAUAAUAUUGAUUUUUCCUCAAAAUCCGGAACAUAUUAGUGUACCAACAUUUAUUUUUGAGAGACCGGUAUAACAAGUCAAAAAUCAGGGACAGCCCUAGUUUUUCUAGACAUAUGGCAAUCCUAGGUUAUUAUCAAAAAUAUAUCAAACUUUAAUUUUAAUUUAUUUUUAAUUUAACAGGUGUAGUAAGCCAAUAAUGAACUACAAUAAACGUAAAAAAGCUUGUAUAUUGGAAAAAUGUGGUCACAAUCAUCCACUGAAAUCGUUAACUUCUACUAUGGUAUGUAAUAGGUAGCUAUAUAAUUUUUCCUAAAAAUGUAUUCAAAUAAAAAACUCAAGUUUUGUAAGUUAUUAUAAGAUAACAAAAUAUUAGUAAUUUUGCAUAAACUAUGAUUAUUGUGGUGGUUAAACAUGAACACAAAUUGAUCGGCUUACUGUUUUAGACGUUUAAAAGACAUUUAGAGUUUCUGGUUUAAUAUUAUUUUUGUAUUUUAAACGUGUGAAAUACUUAGUCUACAUUUCAUAGUUUACAUAAUCCCAAACAUCGUCUAUGGUGAUUAAUGGUGCCGACAAACCCAAAUGUCACUUUUAGAAAUAAGUAUUGCAUAAUAUGUAAAUUACAUAUAAAUUGAAGUUUAACAUUAGAAUAGUAUGUGAUUAGUUCUAUAUGGUUUUUGGUGUAAAAUAAGCAUAAUUUUAUAAUUUAAUUUUACUUUUGCACUUUUUUUUUAUCACUUCAUUUCUCCAUAUAUCUUCUUUUUCUAUUUUUAUUGCAAUCUCAUUUUUUUAUUUAAAAUUUAUAUUUUAUUUUGUUAAUUCUGUAGAAUUUAUUCAUAAUUAACUUUAUUUAUUGUAUUAUAUUAAAUUUUAUUUUUCAGGUAGCCAAUAAAAACUUUAAUGAUCCUCUAACGUGUAAUAUUACUCAUGGAGAUGAUCCUCUUAGUCGACCUGCUCAAUUAAUCCCAACUGAUUUUGAUGAAAUAGAUUAUAAUUAUUAUGACAAUAUUCCAUCUUGGUCUCAUUGUAAACAAAAUAUAUUGAACAGUUACACAACAUCUGAAAAGCUAUCAUUCCACUCGUGUAAGUAUGAAUUCAAUAUAAUAACGACAAUGUGUUGAGGAAUUAAAUUAGUGUUUUAUUAUUAUUAUUAUUUUAGUUUCAAAAACUAUACAAAGCGCUACUAUUCGAUCACGUUUAGAAGAAUUGGAAGAAUUCGAUGAUCAAAUGGAAUAUUCAGAAAAAGAACUUUACGAUUUAACACAGCAAGAGUUUGUGUCGCAUAUGGAUUACUUGGGUAAAGAAAUUUUAGAAGCAUGGAACAAUGAACAAAGAGUGAAAGCGUUGAAAAUAGUUAUACAGGUUUUAUUGAUUAUAGGUGUUAUGCGUUACUAACUUAUCUGUAAAAUUCCAUAUAUUUUUUUCAGUGUACUAAAAUUCUGAGCUUCACUUUGCCAUUACAAUUUUAUCCAAGUAAAUUUGUUUUAGUAACAGAUCUUUUAGAUUUGUUUGGGGACCUAGUAUUCAAGAGGCUAAAAUCUAAAUCAGAAAUAAUCGAGUAAGAUUAAAAAUGAAUACAUUUAUGCAUUAUAAUAUUAAGUAUAUGUAUGUAUUUUAAAAUUAAUCAAUUACAAUUAUUAUGAUUAAGAGGCCAGGUGUUAAAGCUUCCAGAUCAAUUUACUCCAAAUAUAGUGCCAGAGACAGCAAAAGAAACAUGUCGAAAUUGGUUUUUUAAAAUUGCAUCGAUUCGUGAAUUGAUACCACGGUUAUACAUUGAAGCCGCCAUUUUACGCAGUUACUGUUUCAUCAACCCAGAGUUAGUAUGUUAAGUAAAUAAUACUAAACUUUUAUUAAUAAUUUUUUUUUUUUUUUAUUAAUCCACCUGAAAGCUUUUAUUAUAACAAUCAAAGAUCUUUAACAAUGCAUUUCAAUGGUGUACAUAAAUACACAUAUUAAUAAUUAUAUAUAAUUUUUUUAGAGAACAAAAUAAUGCUUUGUUAAGAUUAAUAAAAAUGGUUCGAGGUAUAGGCAAUCCAUUAGUGGCAUGGUAUGCACGUUGUUAUUUGUGCAGAAUUGGAGUUUCUAUAAAUUUAAAUGUAAAUUAUUUUGAAGCAAGUUUCAAAGAUAUUUUAUUGACGUAUAGACAGGUAAACUAUCAAAAAUAUAAAAAGCAAAGCAGUGUUAAUAACAAUUAUGGUUCCUUAUUUCUCAAAGUUAAACAGUAAAUAUGUUUGCAAAGAAAUUCAAUCUCAAAAUAUGAGUAUGGACAAAUUUCUUCAAUUGUUAUGCCCAACUUUAGAAUGGAUAGUAAAGGGAUUGAGUGCUGGUAAAGAUACGCAUAUGCUCGAUGAGAUUGUCAGGUGGUGUACAUUACAGAACCAACAGUAAGUAAUAUUAGCUUGUUUAUGUAAUUUUACCAUACUAGUGAAAAUUAUUAUUAUUAUAUUAAUAAUAGAAAUUAUUUUCAGUGGGCUUCUGAUCAACACUGUAGUGAGUACGUUUCCUGGAAAUUAUCUUGCGAUGAAAGCUGAAUAUCUUAUUAAUUUGGUAGCCAAAUGGGAAUAUGAUGGUUUGUAUUUAAAUAAGUAUAAUUUAGUUUUAAAAUCCAAUUUUGAAACAUGAUUUUAUUAAUUAUUAGCAAUUUUUAAAUUAAUUUUUUUUUUCUUAGAAAUUAAAUUAAUAAUACAUCAAAUAACUGUACCAAAUGUUGCAUACAUUCAUGGUUAAUAAAAUAAUAUUUGAAUUACUUAUUAUAUUAAUUAAUAUAAAUGGUUGUUGUUUGUUUUGUUUUAAUUAAAUUAUAUAGUAUUUUAAUUUGGAUAAUGUAAUAGUUAUUUUUAAAUUGUUCUGUUUGAGUUUCACUUAGAUUUUGGCAAACAAACAUAACGUGUUACUAAUCUCAUUAGGUUACACAGUUCUAUGUUCAUUGUUUAAACUUGAGUUUAGUUUAAUUUUGUAUGAAAAUAAAUAAUCUAAGGUUUACUUAUUUUACUUAGGGUUUUAAACUUAAUCAUAAUAUGGUGGAUAUUUCAUUUAUACUAAAAAAUAGUUUUUUUUUUCCGAACAGUUUUUCCACAAACCUUAGUUAUACAAAAUCUUGGAACAAGCCUAAGAGGUCAUAUGGUACCAAAUGCACAAAAUGUAUUAAGAGAAGCCUGGAAAAUUGUGACAAAAGUUAAAGACUCUGAAAAAUAUAUGGCAUGUGCUGAGGCUUGGAUAUACUUCAUUGUUAAGCAUUUCAAGGUAAAUAAAUUCCCAAGCGUUUUCCUUAUACCAACUCAAUUUAUAUCUAUUGUGAAGUUUAAAACCAAAGAUCGCAUUAAUCAAUUUGAAUACCAAUUUGAAAAAAACAAUAUUUUUCAUAAAAUAAACUUAAAUGUAUUAAUUUUAGGUAAAAUAUGAUAAAUAAAUUAUAUCAUAUUGCUUCUUUUUUUUUUUUAUUAAAUCUAAUAUUCUAUUAUUUUUAUUACAUAAGUAAUUAUAAAAUGUAUUUUUGAAAAUCAUUAAAUACAUUUUCAAGUUAUAUUUUAAUAAACUUUUAAAUGUUUUGAAAAAAAUCUUUGUGCAUUUUGAUAUUAUAAGGCCCAUUAUCACCAACCUAAAUGUUAAUUUUUAAAUGGAGUUUAUAAGAUAAUCAACCACUUGUGGUCGGUUAUCAGCCAUAAACACAGUUUAAGAAUCAGAUAAACGCUUUUUUUUACAUUAGUGAAAAUGACCCUUAAACUACCAGUCCAAAUUAUACUAAAGUUAACUUGUACUUUUACCUACCAGCAGUUUAAUUAUUUAUAAAAAUAAAUAAAUGCAUAUUAUGCAUAUACAUUAUAAUCUUGCAACAACUGAGCUAUUAAAUUUCUAGUGUUACUGAGUAUUUAGACUAAUUUUCUAUAUUUUUAUUUAACAGAUAGUUUUUUGUUGAUUGUAUGAAAACUAGGUACUGUUAAUAUAUUGUUUAACCCUCCAUUGGUCGCUCUAAAGAUAUCGCUUGAUUAGACACACAGUAUUUAUGAUAUGUAACUAUGGAAAAUAACUUCUCUAUUACAAAUUAUAAAAUAUUUAUGUUAGAUAUUUAUACAUCAAAAUUAUUUGUAUAUGUAAAUUAGGUAUUAUGAAUUACAAAACAAAACUACAAUGUAAACCUAUUUAUUGAUCAUAAUUACAAAGCUACCGGUCUUAGACAGUUAAGCAACCAACAGAGGGUUAAACUGAGUACUUAUUAUACUUUAAAUUUAAAUUAUUGUUUUAUUAUUUUUUAAUUUAUGUAUCACAAAAUGUGUACCAUCCCAAUACUUUGCUUUUUCUACUGUACAUUUACAAUAGUUGUAUUGCUAUUAGAAUAAAGAAAUCAGUGUCUUCAUAAAUGAUAUAACAAGGCACUUGAGUAAUCGUGUGGGAAUAGAAAGAUUUCACUCUCAACUUCACAACAUCUUACAACACCUGCUAAAUUACAUAGAAGAUUUUGAGAACACAUUUCACAUGGUAAUUUUCCUAGUAGCUGUAAAUUUGAAUAAAAUACUGAUAAAAAAUUUGGCACAGAAUUAUUUAUUACCAUACUUGGAUAUGUUUGGAUCAGACACAAAUAAAGCAGCUAGUUGUAAGAUUGUGUUGGAAGCAUACAGAACACGAGGCGAGAAUGUCAUAUUAAGUGACCCUGUAAUCAACGACUGUUUUAUGUACAUGUGCAAGAUCUUACAUGAUUCUGUAGAGUAUGUGAUAUUUUUAAUUUAUCCAAUAAAGGAAAUAUAAUUUAAAUUAUUAUAAUUUUGUUUAUUUAGUUCGUUGACUGUAGAUGAUGAAGUACGUCAGAUUGGCCGUUUGAUAGCCUGUUUUAUUUUCCGCGUUGAUUAUGGCAAUGAUUUGGAGAAAUAUUUGGAUUUCUAUAUGGAAGCCCGAGGAACAUUUAUUAGAUUAGAUUAUGUGCAGUCUGCAUUAGUACAAGUAAGAUUGUAUUACAUUACAUUCAUGUUACAGUUAAAUACUUAUUUAAUUUAACAAAUAAUUAUAACAAUUAAUCAUUUUUAUUUCUAUCAGCCCAUUGACGAGUUAUUCUACUUUUAAGUUUGAAUAGGGGAAAGUAGUAGAGCAUUAUUUAAACUCUGCAUGACAUAUUGCCAUACAAAUGAUGAUCCACUACUUUUUCUACCCAAACAUAAAACUAAAAUAUCUCAUAAAUUUCAACACCAAAAUGUAUUCAAACUAUAAUUCAUCUAUUUAUGGAAUUUUUAAUAUAAUGAAAACAUUUGUAUGUAAAUUUAUAUUUUAUGAUAUAAACCCCCCCCCCAUACAUGGUCAGUCAUGAAUGACAUUCAACGUGAUUGACAGUUAUGACUGAUCGUGUAUGUAUGUGAAUGAUAAUGACUAACAAUCAAAUUUCAUGACUGAUAGAAUUUAAACAUGUUUGAAUUUUUAUCAUCACUCAAGAUGAUUGACCUUCAUAACUGACCAUGUAUGUCUAUGAAUGUACAAUUUAUCAGCCAACCAAGUCGAAUUGUGUGGAGCGGUCGUGUAUUUUUGUUUUUUGUAAAUUUUAUAUCUUCGUCCAAAAAUGGCAAAUAAAUUAAAUAAAGAAGAAUUUUGGAGUUAAUUUAUACGUUUAUAUAGUAGUUUACCUGCUACGUGGAAAAUUAAAAGUGAUUUGUACAAAAGUAAAAUUUUGAAACAAAAAUGCUAUGUACAAUUAACUAAUAAAUUAAAAGAAAUUGAUUCAACAGCUGACAUAAAUACAACUAAAAAAAAAUCAAUAUAUUGAGUUAAAAAAAAAUUCUGUAGUCAGAAGGAGAAGAUAGUUGAAGUUAAUCUAGAAGAUUAUGAUGAGAAAACGUGUUUCUUUUUUUGAACCAUUCUUUCAUCUAAAAUCUUUUUUUCUCUUGGUUUUUUUAAUUUUAUCACGCACAAGGUAUAUAGCAAUACCAAUAAUACCUUCUUCAUUCAUUUUAAUGCAAAAUUUAACAUAUAUAAAAAUAUUUUUUUUCAAUAAAUUGAAAUUGAAUGACAAUAACACGAUACGCCACACUUUCAACAGUAAUCAAAUGACUGAAUAUUGUCAGUCUUGAUUGACCAUAUAUGGUAAUUAUCAAUUGUCAAUCAUGUUGAUUGUCAUUCAUGACUAACCGUGUAUGGGGGCUUAACAGGUAAAAAACUAUAAACCGAACUAUUCUCCUAAUAUUUCACUUCAAAAUUCUUUAUACUAAUUUUACAGAGAACCACUACUUUACUAUAAAAAAUCAGGAAUUAUUUAUUUUAUAAAAUAUUUUGUACUAUAUUAAUGUCAUAUAUAAAAAAUGUAAGAGACUCAAAAAUAGAUGAAAAUGUACCACUUUUUAUUAAACUUUAUCCCAUUUGAGGCGUGAGAAUGGGUUAACUUAUGAUACUUACACAUAACUAAUAUUAUUUUUUCAUUACGUCAAAUAAAAUUUUAAACUAGUUGGUAAAAAAUGUAUAAGAAAAAAAUUGACCUCUAUAGCUAAUAAUCACAUACCUUUUUAAAUUUUUUCAAGUGUGUCAACAAGCUGAUGACAUUGUACUCGUCCAAGUCACAGUCGCCUGUGAAAAACUCUUUUGCGCAUGCUUGUUCUGCUUACUGUUACAUUACCAUUCCAUCUAUCAGUUCGCCACUCGACAAACUACGAUUGUACAUUCUAACUGGACAAACUUCGCUGUUGAAUGGAUGUCUUGGACAGGGUAUGUUGAAUACCAUUACUUAACAAUCACCCUCUCCCACCUAUUAUAAUUAUAGUGUGAUUCUCAAUAUUUAUAAACCAUUGUACAAUAGAUUAAGUUCAAUUUAUCUAAAUCUAAAAUAUUUUUUCUUAAAUAAUGAAUAUUUUUGAGUUGAAAUAAUAUCAAUAAUAUAAUUUCUAUAGGUGACUGCAAGUCUUAGAUUCUCAGUGGAGCGAAAAAAGCUUAUGGUUUUACAAAGAUGUUUAUUUUUUUUUUCUGUGGACAACUUUUCUAACAGAGAUCUUGCAACAAUUUUUAAUUGUAGCACCAUAUCUGAAAGGAAAUCAGACCGAAGAGAUACUUUUUUUAAAGGAAUUUUUUUUUUACUUUUCUCAGGAGUUUUCUCAUCAAUUAUGAAAAACCGAAAAAAAAAAUGGGAAAAUCUACGAAGUUUAAAUACCAAGUAAAAUAUUUCUAUUUUUUUUUCUGUAGACAAUUUUUCUACCAGCAAUUUUGCAAUGAUUUACAAGGAUAGCACUUUUUCUGGAAGGACAUUUAACUGGGAAGGUACUUUAAGGAGAUAAUUUUUCAAUUUUCUCAGCAAAUGUGAUAGCAAGGGAAAAUGAGAAAAUCGGAUCAAUAUUAAACAAAUAUUAUAUAAUGCCUAUUAAAUAAUGUUACUAUAAUAUGACAUAUAUAUAUUGUUGGUAAAGCAUCACUAUCAACUGAACUCCGUUCGGAAUAGUUAACAAAUUAUAAUUUAUUUAUUAAAAAAAAAAAAACUUUUGUUUUUUGUAAUUUAAUUAAAAAUAACCGUAAGGUUGGAAUUCUCAUAGAAUUAUAUAUGUUACCCUUUUCUAUACGUGAUAACACUUGUUAUGUUGGCGAUUUUUGAGCUAUUCUAUAGUUUUUAUUUGGUGGAUAUUUAUGUGAAUAAAACUGUUUGUCCAAACAAUGUGGUAAUAUUUUUACAUCAGAGUUUUGAUUUCAAAUUUUUAUGAUAAUUAAAGCAUUUCAAAACAGUUAUAACCAAACUCAGAAUCUUUUUUUGUUAGCAAAGGUUUAUCUUUGCUUAUACAUGUAAAUUAAAUAGCUUUAUGUAUCCUACCUUAACAAAUUUCUACUUACUAAAUCACACCGAUCCCUAGUUAUUAUUUUUUUUUUUCUAAAAGUGAAGUACUAAUCUUUUGCCUAUUGUAUUGACCAACUUAGUUAUCUGAAAACGCUUUGAAUUUGUUAUUAAGCCUACUUUUCUACCUUUAUGAAAUUGAACCCUUAAGAAACUAUUCAAAAUUCUAUUUGUUUAAGAAUUUUAAAAAAAAGUGGUAAAUUUGUCUUCAAGUAAAUUUCAUAGUGAAUUCAUGUCUGAUUACUAAGGUAUUCGGUAUGAUUGGCAUAAUUUAGCUCUAUUUUGAUAAAAAAAACACUGAUCUCGAAUCGCCCUAAAUUAAAGAAAGUUUAAUAAUACUUUUAUUGACAUUAUUUUUGAUACUCACAAAAAAAAUGAUGCUAUAUCAAUAUUUACCGAAUGUCAUUUAUAAUUUCAGCGGAUGCGUGCUUCAAGGCAGCGUCGGUUGCCAUCAAAGACUUUCCGGCCACAUUAGAAAUUGACGGUUGCGAAAUUAAUACUGAACCCAUACUUGUGUCGUAUGUCAAGCAAAUGCUAUCUAUUCUGCUUGUUGUGCCAGUACAGUGACAUUUAUAAAUUAAAUUUCUCUUUUAUAAUCUCUAUUAUAUGUUGAGCUUAAAAAAAAUAUUGUUUGCAGCUAAUUGCAAAUAUAAUAUAAAUCCAUAUUUAACUGAAAUUAUUAUUAAUGUUGUAUUAUCAAUACCUACUUAAAUUAAAAACAUCAUAAGAAAAACUACAAUUAAAAAUUGACUAACCAAAAUUAGCAGCACAAAUAUAUUUAAUAUAUCCGUGGUUAUUACAAAUUAUCUCAUCAAUGUUCAAUUCUCCUAAGAUACUAUACAGCAGGAGUGGCUAACAGGUUAAUUGUGACUCCCUUCUGUAUUUUCUUGAAUUUUUUUCAGAAAACAAAUAAAAAAUUAUUUUUAUAAAUUUGUGUAUCUACCAUUAUGUACCUGUAGUAUAAAAAUUAGAUUAAUAACAAUUAAUAAUUGAUAAAGGCAAUAAAUAACAUAAAGAAAUUGAUAUUAUACACCAAACAUAUUUAACUGAUAUGUAUUCUGAAGAUAGUUUGAGAUUGUCAUUGAUCCCAGAUUUUGUGUAUCACAUUAAAUAAUUUAACAUAUCCUAUCAAAUAAUCAAAUAUAUUAAAAUACGUGUUGUGUAUAACUGUUUCUUAUUAAUAUUAAAAAAAAAAAAAACUGAGUAGCACUCAUGUAUAUAAAAUAUAUUUUUGUUUAUUGAUAACUUUAUUUUUUUUGGUCAAUCACAACAACCUUGAAAAACAGAAGUCGAUUAAGAGUUUAUUAAAGUUGGCCAUUUCUGCUAUACAAGAUCCAAUACUAUUAUUAUGAUAAUUUAUCUGAUCAUUAUAAAAGAAUCAUUCUAUAUAUUAUUUCAUCGUUCAUUCCAUUAUUCAUUUUAAAACUAUAUUACCAAAAAUAAUCUUUCUAUGAUUACUUAAUUUUUUUUUUUCAUUCUCUAGUGCCCUUGGUCAAGUUUCGUAUGCAUAUUAUUUUAUUACUGGUCUUGCAAUUAUCCUCAUAUAACCUUAUCUUAGAUAUUUUUUAUUAGUUUUUGCUUUAAACAUUUGGAGAUAAUUCAUAAUUUUGUCUGUGUCCACAGGACUGUCCCGACCAAGAGGUAAUGCACCAGGUAAGGGUGUUGAUAAACUCCGUCCGGCAAUAUCCGUGGACUGACCCUGCGCAACCACAUUUGAUCUACUUGCAUGUGUUAGACAUGCUAGCGACUGCCACUCUGGACACAUACCCUUACGGCAUACCAGACGGCAAGUAGUUUUACACAAUAUUAUAAUAUUGAGAAAAAAAUAUACAUAUAUAUAUUUAUACAUAAAUGAUUAAUUAAAAAUUUAUUUUGGGGUGUAAUGUAUAGUGGACUCUAAUGAUAUUCUUUACGGCCGUGAUCCACAGUUCAUCACUGAUGUAGACUCUAUGUGCACUGUGCUGCUGGACAAUUUGCUCGAACGAUUGAAAAGUCUUGCAGAACAACCAAACUACCAGGUAACAAUGAUGCAAUUCAACAAUUGAUAAUCAGAAAAUACCAAAUAAUGAUAUGAGGAUAGUGGGUGUAUGUAACCACGAUGUGGGGGAUUAGGUCAAGUGUAAGUUAAAGACUAGGGCGUCUAACAUUUAGUCAGGAUGAAGUACAAGAAUGUUAUUUUUUGGAUUCUACAGCUGCUCUAUAAAUAAUAAACAUUUGUUUUAAACACAUUCAUGCUUUUGUAGGCUGAACUAGCAUUUAAUUUAUUUGUACACGUUGUCGUCCGAGCUGAUUUAAACGAAACACAAAUGGCCACAUUAGCCCUGAACCUAUGGAAAUUGUCUAUGAAAAACAUAAACACGAAUAAGGUAUAAACUUAGGAAAACUUGAUUUUUGUAUAAAAGCUACCAAUCUGUUGUUUAUACUACAGGAAAAAGUGAUAACCUACAUCAAGGACUAUUGUGAAAAUGAAGAUUACCAAAUAUAUAGUAAAUUCUUGCAGAAAGUCAUGGCCAGUAUAUCGAAUGUUGCAGUCCAAUGAACAAAACCAUGUGUGUAAAAUAAAAAUUUCACAUUUUAUUAGGUACACAUUUGUUUUGUAUUUUUUACUAUUUAAUUAUUAUAUAAUAUAAUAACAAAUUGUUAUGAAACAUAUUUUAUAGUCUAAAAUUAAUUUCAAAUACAUCACAGUAAGUUUAAUAAAAUAACAAUUAAAUUAAAUAAUUAUUAAUUACAAUUGUUUUACAAUUAAUAAAUAAUAUAAAAAUACUUUAUACAUGGGAUUUAAAAAGCGAAAAAUAAAUUUUAAUUUUAAGAUCUAAUAUAUCAGUCUUUGUUGGCAAAUUAAAUAAUAUUAUCAUCUAGUAAAGGUUAAGAUCGUAGUUCAUGAUUUUUACAUAGUUUCUCACUUUUAAAUUUAAUAGCGGGUUACACCAACCGUCAAUACGUCCCAAAUGUUGCAGUUUCAAACACUUGUCAAUGAAACUUGUGAUACUCAAAUAUUCGGUCUAUAUAAAAGAAGAAA